Messenger RNA from Haliotis rubra (blacklip abalone), 1440 nucleotides. Its product is annotated as serine/arginine-rich splicing factor 6-like. Gene Ontology annotation, molecular function: mRNA binding. Gene Ontology annotation, cellular component: cytoplasm; ribonucleoprotein complex; nucleus. Lineage: Eukaryota; Metazoa; Mollusca; Gastropoda; Lepetellida; Haliotidae. The record is from RefSeq and is a predicted model, not a curated record. Bases 144 to 968 code for a protein of 274 amino acids. Gene Ontology annotation, biological process: mRNA splice site recognition; alternative mRNA splicing, via spliceosome. The transcript is spliced from 8 exons.
CUGGGUUUCUCACAGCGGAGAAGCCGCUUUUCUUGCGUUUGACACCAUGACUAAACGCGCACAGACGGUUGCGCAAGUCAACAGUGAAUACUAGUUUAGCGUGGUAGUAGCCAUCUUGUUUGCAGAAAAGGACGAAGGACAAAAUGGGAACUAGGGUGUAUGUUGGGCGUUUGUCAUACCAUGUUCGAGAAAAGGAUUUGGAGAGAUUCUUCAGAAACUAUGGAAGAAUGAGAGACCUCAUGCUGAAGAACGGAUAUGGUUUUGUGGAAUUUGAGGAUUAUCGUGAUGCAGAAGAUGCGGUUUAUGAGCUCAAUGGAAAAGAACUCUGCGGUGAAAGAGUAAUUGUCGAACAUGCUCGAGGCACAAGAGGCGGUGGCGGCGGCGGUGAUGAUUGGCGAGAUCGCGGCUAUCCAUCCAGACGUCGUGGUGGUGGUGGAGGUGGAAGAGACAAAUAUGGACCGCCAACAAGGACAGAGUUCCGUCUUAUCAUUGAGAACCUUUCUUCAAGGGUCAGCUGGCAGGACCUAAAGGACUACAUGCGUCAGGCUGGAGAGGUCACCUAUGCAGAUGCACACAAGAAGCAUAAAAAUGAAGGCAUUGUGGAGUUUGCUACCCACUCAGAUAUGAAAGCAGCAAUUGACAAAUUGGACAACACAGAAAUCAAUGGAAGAAGGAUCCAUAUUGUUGAAGAUAGACCCAAAAGAAGAAGAUCCUACUCCAGAAGCCGUAGCAGGAGUCGCAGCCGUUCACGUUCUCGCCGAGGCCGAUCAAGGAGCAGGUCGAGGAGCAGGAGCCGUAGUCGCAGCAGGAGCCGAAGUAGGAGUCCCCGUAGCAACAGGAGCAGGUCAGCCACUCCAGCUAAGAGAUCAAGAUCACGCUCAUAUUCUCGUUCUAAAUCCAGAACACCAGAUAAAGAUGGAUCUCCAAGCCGAGAUGAAACAAGGCAGCAGUCAGAUAAUGAAGAUUAGAUAUCUCACAUGAGAGAUCACAUAUAAAGGAUGGUAUCAAAUCUCAACACUCAUAUGUUUAGAAUUUAUUCAUGAUAUUGAGCAUCUUGAAAGAAAGUGUGAACAACUUAAUGUCUUGUUUAAAAUUUUCUAAAUAAUCAUAUAUUAUCUACAGGUCAUUUUCAGACCUGACAUCAUCCAUUUGUUGCAUUUCAUCAUACUCAACUUGUGCUCAUCAGUCCUUGGUUAGGAUUGUCUCCCCUUGUAACAUUGAUCAUGUUUUUUUAAUUGUUCAUGCUUAAAGAUUAGAUUCCUUUUAAAGGAGUUAAUGUGUUUUUGAGGCAUAUACUUCAUCAUUCAAGAAUAUUAUAUCUUGAGAUGGAAAAUGUCUUUGUGGAGAUUCAUACCAUGUUCAUUGUGCCUGUUUACGCAAUCAGAAAAUAUAUGUAGUUUUUUAGCCUUCACUGAUCUAAUAAAACAUCAUGGUAAUCCA